This is a messenger RNA of Aedes albopictus (Asian tiger mosquito), 2147 nucleotides long. RefSeq names its product MAU2 chromatid cohesion factor homolog (gene Mau2). Lineage: Eukaryota; Metazoa; Arthropoda; Insecta; Diptera; Culicidae. Bases 150 to 2012 code for a protein of 620 amino acids. Gene Ontology annotation, cellular component: SMC loading complex; chromatin. Gene Ontology annotation, molecular function: protein binding; double-stranded DNA binding. Gene Ontology annotation, biological process: maintenance of mitotic sister chromatid cohesion; mitotic sister chromatid cohesion. The transcript is spliced from 4 exons. The record is from RefSeq and is a predicted model, not a curated record.
AGCGUCAGCAGGGGGACGUCAGGUAAGCAAAAAGACAACAACAACAAAAACAGCCGCGUCGUCGUCGUGGAAGCUUCAUUUUUGUAUCCUGGUACCUAUUUCACGGUUCCGGUUCGUAAUUUCGGUAGUGACCAAGUCCGUGAACUUCAAUGACCUCGUCUCAGGACGCUUGCUACAUUUCCCUGCUGGGACUGGCGGAAUACUUCCGCACGUCUUCGCCGCCCAACAUCAAAAAGUGUAUCCAGUGUCUGCAGGCGUUGUUUACGUUCAAGCCGCCGCUCAAGGUGGAAGCCCGGACGCACCUGCAGCUGGGACAGAUCUUGAUGGCCUACACGAAAAACACGGAUCUGGCAAGGAACCAUCUGGAGCAGGCGUGGAUGCUGUCGGAAAAUAUUAAUAAUUUUGAUGACGUUAAGUUCGAUACGGCCAGUCUGCUGGCGCAGUUGUACCAGCAGCAGGAACAAAGCUCGCUGGCCAAGCCGGUCCUGCGGAAGGCGAUCGAACUAUCGCAGCACAAUGUCUACUGGCACUGUAAAUUGUUGUUCCAGUUGGCGCAAACGCAUGCAACCGAUAAAGAAUACGCUCUCGCUUCCGAGUUGCUGGCCGUCGGAGUAGAAUCGACCGACGAGACCAAUGCAACCUACUUGAAAACGUUAUUUCUCCUUAGCCGGGCUAUGAUCAUGAUGAUCGAAAGAAAGACUGGCGAUGUUCUAGCCAUAUUGAACCAAGCGGGAACAAUAAUCGAUAACGCCGUGCAGAACAUACACCUGAAAGAAUAUUUGAAAGUGUUUUUCUAUGUGCUCCAAGUGUGUCACUAUUUGCAGCUGGGGCAGGUGAAAACGGUUAAAACAAGCCUCAAACAGCUGCAGCAAAGCAUCCAGACAAUCAUGGCUCCGAACUGGCCGUCUGAUGAACAAAUAUUUGGCCAGAGCAAUACGGAGAUGUUCAUGUGGCUGCCGAAGGAGCAACUUUACGUGCUGGUUUAUUUGGUCACGGUGUCGCACUCGAUGAUGGCCGGCUACAUGGACAAGGCGCAAAAGUACACCGAGAAAGCGUUGACUCAAAUUGAGAAGCUGAAAUCUCAAGAAAACAAACCUAUCCUGGCGGUGUUCCAGAUCAUCCUGCUGGAGCACAUCAUCAUGUGUCGCCUGGUGAUGGGCAACAAAUCGUUGGCCAUUAAGGAGAUUGCUUUGGCCAAAGACGUCUGUCUGUCGUCAUCGAACAAGUUUCUCCUCAAGAAGCAUUCCGCCCAGUUGCAUUGCCUGCUGGGCCUGUACGCGAUGUCUGCCAGCUACUUCGAGCAUGCCGAGAGACAAUUUUUUGCCUGCAUCAACGAAACGACCGAGCGGGAUCUCAAGUUGUUUGCCAAUCUCAACUUGGCCAUAGUCUACUUGAGGAUGAAGCGCGAGCAAGAGCUACGCCAGAUUUUGGAGCAGGUGCAACAGGAGAACUCCCAGUGCUCGAACAGCCAGGCGCUUAUGGGCAGCUUCUAUUACGUCCAAGGAUUGAACGCUUUCCAUAAGAGCAGUUUCCAUGAAGCCAAACGUUUCCUGCGUGAAACUCUAAAGAUGGCCAACGCGGAGGACCUCAACCGGCUGACCUCGUGCUCGCUUGUGCUGCUCAGUCAUGUAUUCCUCAGCAUUGGCAAUUCCAAGGAAAGCAUGAACAUGGUGACCCCGGCCAUGCAGCUCGCGUCCAAAAUACCGGACAUCCACGUGCAGCUGUGGGGAAGUGCCAUACUGAAAGACCUGCACCGGAUGCUGAAGGAACCGACACUGGAAACCGAAGCGUACAACAAUCACUGCAAUUUCUCGCAGAAUCUGAUCGCCGAUCAGAUGAAGUGCACCAAAUUUCCGGAGCAUACGCUCAUUAGCUGGGUACAAGGAGAUCCACCGCUACCGAUGUUGAGUCAGGAAAUAUUGGAAGCGCCCCCUGCUACCACACAUCAGCAGCCAACGGCCACCGUGGUGCGACUUCCCGGACAGCCAGGUCAGCAGAUCAUAUAUCAGUAGGUAAGUGUAAGUGGUGUGCAUUGAUUGGUAUGAACCGCGACAUGAUUGUGAAUGUAUUAGACAUUUUUUGCCGUGUAUUUUUGCAAUUAACUUUUAGCAAACGUAUUAAGAUAUUACAGUUUUCAGUGGAAUUUA